Cyprinus carpio (common carp) is the source of this 4571-nucleotide messenger RNA. Its product is annotated as bone morphogenetic protein receptor type-1A-like. Gene Ontology annotation, biological process: protein phosphorylation; BMP signaling pathway; dorsal/ventral pattern formation. Bases 513 to 2102 code for a protein of 529 amino acids. The transcript has 13 exons. NCBI's taxonomy places the organism in Eukaryota, Metazoa, Chordata, Actinopteri, Cypriniformes, Cyprinidae. Gene Ontology annotation, cellular component: signaling receptor complex; plasma membrane. Gene Ontology annotation, molecular function: transforming growth factor beta receptor activity, type I; ATP binding; SMAD binding. The record is from RefSeq and is a predicted model, not a curated record.
CCAGGGGGCGCGCUCGCUGCUGUGAGUUGUCUCGACUUUGAUGGUCAGUGCAAGACCCUUAUCAGACCUCAAUGAGAGUCCAGCACGAGCACAACUAGAAACGAAUCCUCUUGAGUUAUUCGAUUGCCGAGAGCUCAAUAAAUUGACGGAGUACACCGAAAUAAGAUUUGCUGAAGAAUCUUUUCGGAUUUUUUGGUACUAUGCAAGUAUCCAAAUGCCAUUUGGACAUUCAGCCACCUGGAUCCGAAUGACACCUGUAGCCAGCCUUCAUGCUUACCGAACUCUAUGCCUACAGGGUUCACAGAAAUGGAUCUUUUUGUACGUGCCGUGGACCCCGUGAAAAGGGAUCUCUGAGUUUCUAGUGCCAUCAUCAUCCCCCAGCUCUUCCUCUCAUUCUCUGCAUCUCUUCAGCCAUAAUUUUAAUUGCUCCACCUGUACAUUAGUCUUCACUGGGAUUUCAGGAGCAUAAGCAGCCAUCAUCACUCAUCUCAUUACGACAACGCUGUUUGACGAUGGCACAGCUUUUGUAUGCCACUGUGGUUUUGGCCGGAGUCUGCCUGCUUCUGAGGCUCUGCGUUGGAGCAGGUCAGAAUCCUGACCAUGUGCUACAGGGCACUGGAGUGAAGCCUGGCUCAGACUCCAGAAGGCCCGGGGACGACUCUACUGUGGCACCAGAAGAUGCUGCUCGCUUCCUCAGCUGCUACUGCUCAGGGCACUGCCCUGAUGACGCCAAGAACAACACCUGCAAGACAAAUGGGCAGUGCUUCGCCAUCAUUGAAGAAGAUGAAAAUGCAGACGUGAUCUUAAGCUCAGGCUGUAUGAAAUAUGAGGGCUCCCACUUUCAGUGCAAGGAUUCACAAUUUGCACAGGCCCGCCGAAACAUCGAAUGCUGCCAAUUUGACUUUUGUAAUCGAGACCUAAAGCCAGAGUUACCACCUCGAGACACCGAACCACCAGACCCUCACUGGCUGGCCUUACUCAUUUCAGUGACUGUGUGCUUCUGCACCCUCUUCUGUGUCACUGUCAUCUGUUAUUACAGGUAUAAGUGGCAGACAGAGAGGCAGCGCUACCACAGAGACCUGGAGCAGGACAAGGCUUUUAUCCCAGCAGGAGAAUCUCUGAAAGAUCUCAUCAACCAGUCUCAAACCUCAGGCAGUGGCUCUGGGCUCCCCCUACUGGUGCAGCGCACCAUUGCGAAGCAGAUCCAGACAGUGCGUCUUAUUGGAAAAGGCAGGUAUGGAGAAGUGUGGCUCGGCCGGUGGAGAGGGGAGAAGGUAGCAGUGAAAGUGUUCUUCACUCGAGAGGAGGCCAGCUGGUUCAGAGAGACGGAGAUCUACCAAACCGUGCUCAUGAGACACGAGAACAUACUAGGCUUCAUUGCUGCAGACAUAAAUGGCACUGGAGCCUCUACACAGCUGUACCUGAUCACAGACUACCAUGAGAACGGAUCUCUGUAUGACUAUUUGAAGUUCACCACUCUGGACACACAGACCCUUCUCAAACUGGCCUACUCUGCAGCCUGUGGCUUGUGUCACCUGCACACAGAGAUCUACGGCACACAGGGAAAGCCAGCCAUCGCUCACAGAGACCUGAAGAGCAAGAACAUCCUCAUAAAGAAGAACGGCACCUGUUGCAUCGCUGACCUCGGGCUUGCUGUGAAGUUCAACAGUGACACAAAUGAAGUGGACAUCCCACUGAGCACACGUAUGGGCACCCGACGCUAUAUGGCUCCAGAGGUCCUGAAUGAGACUCUGAAUAAGAAUCACUUUCAGGCCUACAUCAUGGCGGACAUCUACAGCUAUGGGCUGGUUAUAUGGGAAAUGGCCAGACGCUGUGUCACUGGAGGUAUCGUUGAGGACUAUCAGGUACCAUAUUAUGAGAUGGUGCCAUCAGAUCCGUCUUAUGAGGAUAUGCUGGAGGUUGUGUGUGUCAAAGGACUGCGGCCCACUGUAUCCAACAGAUGGAACAGUGAUGAGUGUUUGAGGGCCAUGUUAAAGCUGAUGUCAGAAUGCUGGGCUCAUAAUCCUGCAUCACGCCUGACCAUCCUACGAGUCAAGAAGACUUUAGCAAAAAUGGUGGAAUCUCAAGACAUUAAAAUCUGAUCUGCGGAGUGGCUUUUAUUUCAUCGUUGACAUCAUUGUCCCUUUCACAGAGGAGGAGAGUCGUGAUAGUGACAUCUAACACAACUAUAAAAUAUAACAAGCUCUCUCUUUCUCUGCCGGAUCAGACAAUGGUGCCUUUUGCUGCUUUCUGUGAAAGCUGUAUCAUUGCAAACUUGGAUAAGAGGAUUACUGCAACAGACUGAAACAGUAGAGUGGGAAAGAUUGAUGUAAACCUCACUGCCUUAAAAUACACUCAAGAUAUUCUGCAUUGAUUCUGGGAUAAACUUCCAGCCAUAUUGAUGAAAUGCUGUUGACUUCUCAUGGAAUCUGUGUAAAGUGUACUGUGAUUAAUAUAUGAUGUGUAAUAUAUUAUAGUACUAGAUGAACUGGCAACAGAGCAAAAUAAUAUGUUAUCAAUAUAACCUCGUCCAGUUAAGAGCUUGACCUGAUGUGUGGCAUUUAAAAAUCAUAAUUUAACUAUACAGAAGUUCUUCUCUCGUCCCCCACAAGGUUAGAGGUAAAGAGAUGCAUGCUGCUUUUUCAGUAGAUGCAGUUUGAUUUUUCACACGUGUCAAAAUGAUUGUUGCAUAAACCAUAUAUUGUUUGCUUUUUUAAAGCAUCCUAUUUUUAACAUCCUCAAAAUAGAAAACAUUCCCAGUGCAUUCUUUCACUAAGCCUUUGAACAUGUAUUUUCAUAAAGUGAACCAGCUGUCGAUACAUCUCAUUUUAAUUAGAAAAGAAAACUCUUCAUACUGACAGGCGUUUACAGUCGAGUGGGUCUCCUGUUAGCAGCGAUUUGGCAGCGAUUUGUCUUUAACUGCAGUCAGUGUGAACACUCCAUCAAAGUUGCCAAACUCAGUGCAGUGUUUGUUGGGGGAUAGGUUGAUACAUUUAUGAGUUCACUUCAUUUAGAGAUGCUGGGUCAUUUUUUACAGAUUACUAUGAAUUGGACUUUCGAGGAUUUGGUGAUAUUCUGAUCAUAUGUCCUUGCCAAUAUUAUGAAUCAUGUGUUUGAACUGUGUUUGUUUGUGAGGUAGCUGAAGGUGAAUGGUACGACUGUAACAUAUGUUAGUCAUCAGUGCUUAAGAUUUCAGUAAGGGCUGCCAAAAUACAGUAUUGGUAACCGGUAUAAUCCAAAACACACAUUGUUGCAUAACUUGUUUACAGAACUCCCAUGCAAAUUUAAUUUUGUUAUUCUUUAGAAAGUGCAUUGUUGUAUUCUAGAAUACUUGUUUAUUAUUCUCAGUGCCAUUGAAAAGACCAAUUUAAUUUGCAAACAUGAAAGAAAACAAUUCACAAUAGUUCUUUACACCAAUAUCUGGACUCUUAGAGACAGGAACAGUGACUAUACAAUGCUUUGAUAAUAUCAGUGCCAGACUAAGGUGCUUUGUCACAAUACUUCCGGAACAGUAUGCUCUGAAAUGCCAAAAGGGCAUCUUGAUUAAAACAAUAUACCAAGGUUACACACAUGCUUACAAAAGUAUUUAAAAUAUUUGGAAAAUAAAUAUUAGAUAUAUUAAAGGAAGCCUUAUCUCACCUCAGAGUGGGUAACUUCCGCAUACAGCACAAUAUGCUACAAAAACACUAGAUUUGGUGUAUAUGAGAAUAUUUGUAUACAUUUGCAUCUUACUAUACAAGAAAUCUGUGAGAUUGAUAAUCUAUAUCAAAUGUUUUAUGUGGCUAAAAGAGAUUUUCAAACGGACCAUUAAGUUAGUUUUUGACUGCAGUAAAGAAAGAGGGAAUCAUCUUGUGGCUAUUCCAGUGUUUCUGAGGAGCAUUUACCAGUUGAAGAAUCUCAUCUUUUUCAUCUCAAUAAUUUUGUCUGCAUUUUUCCAAAUACUAAAUUUUGCAUCCAUCCCCUAUGUCUUCUGUCCUGCAUCCAAAAACUGAGAAUGCACCUCUUAACUGUAAUCUGAGUUAUGAUGUAUGUUGAUAAGACGUGUUUUACCAUACUGUAUAUAUGCCUGUAGAUAUUUCGAUGUGCUCUCCCAGAGUAUCACCCAGCCCAUCUCUAUGUAAUAUAUUAAACAACCUGUCUAAUUUGGAAAAAGUUUUUUUUUUCAGCCCCAUUUUUAAAAGGCUUAUGAGUAGGCCUCAUAUUCUACAAAAUUUGUCCAUGUAAUCUUUAAAAAAUAUAAUUUUAGUAUACAACUUUUUUUGUUGUUUGUUUUGUUUCUUUGUUUUUUGGUGAGUGUUGUUUCUCUUUGUUGUUUUAACUGGAAACGCACAAUAUCUUAAAAUUUAAGGAAUAUCAUGUAAAUGUCACAUUGAAGCCAAAUGUAAGACUUUUGAUAGUCCACCAGGUAGGGACACAUCAUCUAAACCUUGCUUCUUGAAAACAGUGCUCAGUGUCUCAAUAACCUGUCACAGUUACUAACAACAUAAGCUGUUAUUUUAGUCUUUCAGAUCCUGAAAGAGAAAUUUAAGUGGUGGGCAUUACAAGAAAAAAAAAAAGAUUUUCUUUUUUUU